Centropristis striata (black sea bass) is the source of this 4607-nucleotide messenger RNA. RefSeq names its product leucine zipper putative tumor suppressor 2 homolog. The record is from RefSeq and is a predicted model, not a curated record. Gene Ontology annotation, biological process: negative regulation of canonical Wnt signaling pathway; cell division. The transcript has 7 exons. The coding region runs from base 320 to 2407 and encodes 695 amino acids. NCBI's taxonomy places the organism in Eukaryota, Metazoa, Chordata, Actinopteri, Perciformes, Serranidae.
AAGAGAAGCCAGAGAGAGAAAGAAAGACAUUUAACAUGUAGUUUUGUCAACAGACAGCUUAGUAAAGUCACCAGUUUGUGGAUAAGACGGUUUAAAAAGGACGGAGAAGACGGUGCAUCCAGAUUUUCUGAUCAGAGUUUGUAGAGCAGCUGUCUACUUCACCGUCCGUCCGAGACGGACGAAGAGAGAAUGAAGAUCUGCUCACCGGCGUGAGCUCCUGGGAUGCUCGACCGACCUGCACCUCAUGCUUUUCUAAGGCCUCCAGAAGCUAAACACAGGGUCUCAUUGACAGACCGAGUGACCCCUCUGCGCUGCCACCAUGGCGAUGGUUCAGGCUCUGCCCAUAUCUGCUGAGCCCCACAACCCCGGCCUCAGCGGAGGACCCCGCAGGAGACACGCCUCCGGCUCCUCCCCGCCCAUCCCCGCCCCGCCCUCCACUCUGGAUCCUAUGGGUUCUGUCAGCAGCCUCAUCGCCUCCCGCCCCGGCCCCUACCAGGACCCCCGGUCCGUCGUUGAGCUGGGUGCCAGGGUCCGACGGCCCACCCCGGGCGCCCCCUGCAUGCCCUCCGAGUCGCCCCUGGACUCCUUGUUACUGCAGAGCCUCCCGCCACUGAAGAAACAGAGCUCCCUGACGUCCAGCAGGGCUCCAGAGAAGGAGAGCGGGAACGGGAACUACACAUAUCUCAAUGAGGACUAUAUAGGUGACUGGAAUGAUAAUCAUGUGACACAUGCCAGCCCAGGAGGUGACAUAGACGAGAUUAAAGGAUCUGGGAUGAAUGGGAAUAUGGGGGGACCUCCUCCAAAACUGAUCCCGGAGUCAGGAAAACUGGAGAAGAACAUGGAGAAAACAGUGCUGCGGCCCACUGCCUUCAAACCUGUCAUUCCCAAGAGCCGUACCUCCAUGCAGUACCUCUCCCCUCGCCACUGUGCCAACGCAUCAGAAAGCCAAAACAACCUGAACCUGCUGAGCCCCACCCACGUAGAGGCGUCGCCCUCUUGCUCUGAGAAAAGCAGCUCGUAUACUAGCAGGAUCCGUAACAGCGGCGGUGGGGGCGGCAGCCAACUGACCGACUCCGGACGCAACUCCCUCUCCAGCCUGCCGGCAUACAGCGCGGGCGGCUACAGUCUGGCAUCAGGAGAGACCGCCGCGGGCCACCUGGAGCCCAUGAAGAACGCCCCGCCCGUCAGCGGACACGGACACUCAAACUCGGACAGCGGGCGCUCGUCCUCCAGUAAGAGCACGUGCUCCGGCUCCAUUAGCGGCCGAGGACAGCCUCUGUCGGACUGCGGGUCCAGCGGGCGCUCCCCGGGCCCCGUGGAGGGUUACGAGGGCGUGGUGAGGGACCUGGAGGACAAACUGAGGGAGAGAGAGCUGGAGCUGCAGCAGCUCCGAGACAAUCUGGAUGAGAAUGAAGCUGCAAUUUGUCAGGUUUAUGAGGAGAAGCAGAAGCGCUUCGAGCUGGAGCUGGAGGAGCUGCGGCAGGGCUGCGCCACCAGGAUGCAGGUCGCCUCACAGAAGGCCCAGCGUGCUCAGCAGGUGCUUCAGCUGCAGGUUUAUCAGCUGCAGCAGGAGAAGAAGAAGCUGCAGGAGGACUUCGCUCAGCUCCUGAAGGAGCGGGAGCAGCUGGAGGAGCGCUGCACCUCCUAUGAGCACGAGAAGAUCCAGCUGGGGCCUCGACUGGAGGAGAGCAAGUGGGAGGUCUGUCAGAAGUCGGGGGAAAUCUCGCUGUUGAAGCAGCAGCUGAAGGAGGUCCAGGGGGAGUUAGCCCAGCGUGUGGGAGAGAUCGUCUCGCUGCGGGGUCAGCUCCGAGAGGCUCGCGGCGAGCUGACAAACACCCAGGUCCUGCUGCAGGAGGCCAACGGCACCACCCGCACACGAACCCUGGAGCUAGAGGUGUGCGAGAACGAGCUUCAGCGCCGCAAGAGCGAAGCGGAGCUGCUCAGAGAGAAGGUGGGACGCCUGGAGGCCGAGAUGGCUCACCUCCGAGAUGCUCUGGCCAGUCAGGGCCCGGGGAACAGACAGUGUCAGGUGUUCCAGGAGGCGGAGGAGCACCUGCUGGCGUAUGAGAGCGACGAGGCGAAGGCGCAGCGGCAGAGCAGCACGGAGGCUCUGCAGAACAUGAAGACGCAGAUGGACAGGAUGAGGUCCGAGCUGGCCUUCGAGCGCCAGCGGGCCGAGCAGCAGACGGGAGGCUUCGAGGAGGAGCGGCGGAUAUGGCAGGAGGAGAAGGACAAAGUGAUCCGCUACCAGAAGCAGCUGCAGCAGAACUAUGUGCAGAUGUACCGCAGGAACCGGGAGCUGGAGCAGCUGCUGCAGGAGCUCAGCCACGAACUGGAGAGCCGGGAAGAGGACGAGGGCAGCGGCAACGAGAUCAACUUCGACGAGAUCGCUGCGACGGAGAUUUGACCCUCAUGUCUUUCCAUCUUUUGAUUUGCACUAUGUCCGCUACACGUUUUAUCUUCACCCCUUCACACCGCAUCACAAACACGUUUAUGGAGCUCUGAGAGGAAAAUGAGAAAGAAAAUCCUCUAUUUUCUAAGUCUGAACUAAAGUGUUUUCUCUCCUGAGUUUGUGACUCACAGGUGAAAAAUAGGUUUUUCCAGGAUAAUCUUUAUCAUUUUUAAUCCAAAAAUGUAUCCGUAUGGAAAUAAGUUUUGCCAAUAUAAUGUCAUAAGGAAUACUUUUUCAAUAUGACAUUAAGAGCACUUGGAGAAAUUAAAACUCACCUGUAGUUUUGUGUUUUUUAGAACAUGGGCUAGUUCUUGUGGCAGAACAACAAGAAACAUUUGGAAAAAUGACCGUAAAAAAAUUACUAAAACAUUCUUUCCAUCUGCGAAACAAAACUACUUAAAGCAUCUACAAGAAACUUUGAUUUCAUGUUUAUUUUGGUGGCCCCUGGUGGCAAAAGCAAGUUUUUCCAUCAGCACCAGACUCCAUUUAGAAAACCUCUAAUUUUACUGCUGCAGGGUCUGACACUAGUUAUUAAGAAUACCUACUUAGAAAUAGCCAAUCUUCUUACAGAUGGUCUUGUUUGAGGCAUCAAUAUUAAACUGCUUUUUGUUCAUAAUCAGUUAAAAGUUUCUUGUAGUUUCUUUAAAGAUUAUCCUGGCAAACCUUAACAAAAACAAAAACACCUUUUUAAAGUUCCUCCUAAUGAAAAACAGAUUUGGACAACCUACACUUGGUUUAGGGCUUCUGAGAGCCAAAGACCACACGUUUUCAACAAAGUAUAACAUUAAUAUCUUCUAUAAAUAAACGAAAAAUAUUUUUUUUUCGUGCAGCCUCUGCCAGCAGGGGCUCUCUGGAUUAAAGAGGAUAGAAAAGAAUUUGGAUCAAACAGAGAAAAUAGAUCAUCAGAGUCUUCUUCCUAACUUUCCUCUCAGGGUGUCCGUACAGGUUGGUAUCACAGAAACAUCUGCAGUGUAAAACCAGCCACACUUUAGUUCUGCCUCACUGGUCUGUUCUCCAAGGAGUCCCACUUAAAAGCCAAUAACCUCUAUUAGUCGUUAGUAGGCCACCUCAGUCCUCCGCCUCUCAGUUAAUGUCUCAGACAUCUUUUCCCACUUACAGGCAUUUGUGGGAGGUUUUUUUUUUGUGUGUGUGAGUAAGUUUCCCCUAACCUUUCACUCUCCUCCUCCUGACUCCACCUUCCACGCUGGGUUUAACGCUGCAUGCCCACUCUGUGUUAGCAGUCAGCUGUCAUUAGUACAGUUAGUAUAUCUGGAGCUUGUUGUGUGUAUGAUAGUGCGUCAUGAUAAGAGUGAAUGAAUCAGACGGAGGCGAUAAAGACGGUGGUAGCACUCAUCACCAACGGUAAAUGUUUCUAAAAUAUGUUCUACUUCUGUCAAACAAAAGCAGAAAAAAAUAUACAAUUUUCCAACAAUCGAUAACACAAAUUUGAUGUUUUUAUCAUAUUAAGUGCAGUUUGAGGGCAACAAAGUCCUUCAAUUCUCCUCCCAUUUUCUGGACAUUUUACCCUAAAUGGUAGAAAUUAUAUCAUAAACAUCUGUACAGUCACACAGUAACAUCUGGAUUAAAUAUGACCAUAUAUAACACAAUCGAGUGCACAUGUUUGGUUUCUCCUGCACCUUUCAGACAAGGCAGAAGAUUGGAGAAAUGCCUUUUCUGUAAUGUAGAAGUACCACAGUAUGAACUAUGAUAUACAGGUACAUCUCAAUAAAUUAGAAAAUGAUGGAAAAGUCCAUUUCCAGUAGUUCAAACCAAGUAUUGAGUGCAUAUAGAUGGACAUACUUUUCAGAGGACAACAUUUACAUAUUGAACAUACUUUUUAAAAUUGGUCUUUUGUAAUAUUCAAACAUUUUUGAGACACUAAAUUUUAGGUCUUCAUUAAAUGUAAGCCAUAAUCAUUAUAAUUAGAAGAAAUUAAUAAAUUAAAUUAAUAAAUUAAGACAUGAAAUGCUUCAUUCUGUGUGUAAUGGAUCUAUAUAACGUGUUAUUUCAACUUUUUGAAUUGAAUUACUGGCAUAAAUAAACUUUCUAUGAUAUUCUAAUUUAUUGAGAUGCACCUGUACAUAGAGUCAUGGAAAAAAAAAUAAGGCCAUUGUUCAUUUUAAUGUCUGGUACAAUUAAAGGUACAUUUUUUGGA